AUGUUUGGCACGAAAACCGUGCUGUUGAUCUCGGUGCUGAAUUUCGUGAGCCAAGGGCCCGAUUUCCUCGAUUUGGCGGUGAUUUACGCACUGAUCAACUUCAUUGGUGUGGUUGCCGUGUUGAAAUUCGUCCGGCAGGUGAAGCAUGAAGCGAUGGCCACACUGAUCGAACUUGCUUGCGACGCGGUGAGCUGGGUGCUGCUGGCCGGCGGGUGCUUCUUCUGCAUUACUGGCGGCAUCGGGCUGAUUCGCCUCCCUGAUGUUUAUUGCCGGUCGCACGCUGCGGGGCUCACCGACACGCUGGGAGCGGGUUUGAUUCUGGUGGGGUUGAUGUUCCAGGCCACCAGUUUCAUGGUCAUCGUGAAGUUGUUCUUCAUUCUCUCGUUUCUCAUGGUCACAUCCCCCACGGGAACUCAUGCCUUGAUGCGGGCGGCGUAUUCGCACGGGCAUCAACCUUUGGUCGAGAGGUGUAUCAUCGGCCUAGUCGAUAUUCUGCUGAUGACACUACUGAUGGCCGUCGCCCUGGCGAUCAUCGUGCUACGCGAUCUGUUCGCCACGGUCAUGCUCUCGGGCAUCUUUAGCCUGAUUUCCGCCGGUUUGUUCACGGUGAUGGACGCGGUGGAUGUAGCGUUCACCGAGGCAGCCGUGGGGGCUGGUAUUUCGACGGUGCUUAUGCUGGGGGCCCUGUUGCUCACCAGUAGUCGCGAAAAACACGGCAGAAGUCGCCUCCAGCCAGUUCCGCUGUUCGUGGUGCUGGUCACCGGCGCUGCGUUGAUCUAUGGCACGCUGGACAUGCCCCUGUACGGAGACGCGGACGCCCCCAUUCAUCAACAUGUCGGCAAGACCUAUCUGGAGCGGACGCCACACGAUGUCGGGAUUCCGAAUGUCGUAACCGCCGUGCUGGCCAGCUACCGAGGCUACGACACCCUGGGCGAGACCACCGUGGUGUUCAUCGCCGGGACUGGGGUUUUGUUGCUCCUGAAGCGUCCCGGGACCUCAAAGGAGAUCUUGAUUCCCUACAUUUUGCUGUUCGCGCUGUACGUGCAAUUCCACGGCGAUUUCAGCCCUGGGGGUGGAUUUCAAGCGGGCGUGAUUUUCGCCACGGGAAUCAUCCUUUACACGCUCAUCUUUGGACUCGAUCGCGCGUUCCAGACGUUCAGCCCUCGCAUGUUCGAGAUAUUUCUGGCCUUAGGAGUCUGCAUCUAUGGUGGUGUGGGCCUCGUGGCGUGUGGGGCUAACGGUUACCUCCGCGAUGGUUUCGAUCUUCUUCGCGUUCCUGAAUCGGGGCCGCUUAUGAAUAUCGAACCGGAACUUUACAACUACUGGGUGGUGGUUGUGCUGAUGAUGGCCGGCUUCUACACGGUCAUCUCACGCGGCAACCUCAUCAAGCGGCUCAUCGGGCUGAACGUGUUUCAGGUCUCGGUGUUCAUGCUGUACAUCAGCAUGGGGAAGGUGGAUGGCGGGGUUGCCCCGAUCUUGAUCGAGCCCAUGCCGGCCCAUGGGCCUGGGGCACACGGGGCCGAAGACCAUCAUGCAGACAAUGAAUCGCAUGCCGCAUCGAACUCACACCACGACGAUGGCGACGAUCACUCAUCAGAUGAUCAGCCACCCUCGGAAUUCAUCACCGAUGCGAAAAUCGCAAAGCGGCUAGCUUCGGGCGCGACUCCUGACCAGGAAGAUAGCUUGGUCACGGGCGAGCAUCCGCCUGAGGGUCGAGAGGGCACCAUUUAUUCGAAUCCGCUUCCUCACGUGUUGAUUCUUACGGCGAUUGUCGUGGGCGUGGCGACCACUUCCCUGGGCCUGGCCCUGGUGGUUCGCAUCAACGAGGCCUACGGAACGAUCGAGGAAGAUGAGAUCCAGAGAAUUGUCUACGAAGUCGACCCGUUGGCGGCCAUCGUGCUGUUGAUCGUCACCACGGUCGCAUCGCUGGUGAUGCCCUUCGCGCCGCGGAUUCUUGAGACCGAGGUAACGAAGGAAAAGCAUUACCUGUUUUAUGCUGCAUUUCUGCUGUGCAUGACCGGCCUGCUGGGCAUGACGAUCACCGGCGACAUCUUCAAUGUGUUCGUGUUCCUGGAAAUCUCGUCUCUGUCGAGCUAUUCGCUCAUCAGCAUGGGCACGCGGCGAAGUGCGUUGAUGGCUUCGUACCGAUACCUGGUGAUGGGCACGAUUGGCAGCACGUUCUUGCUGAUCGGUAUCGGGCUGGCUUACAUGAUGACCGGCACGCUGAAUAUGGUCGACUUGUCGGAACGGUUGCCGGCGGUCGAGUCUUCGCGGACCAUCCGGACCGCAUUUGCGUUUCUCACGGUGGGAAUCAGUAUCAAGCUGGCGCUGUUCCCCCUGCACGUGUGGCUACCGAACGCCUACGCUUACGCCCCCUCGGUGGUAACGGCUUUCCUGGCGGCCACCGCGACGAAAGUGUCUUGCUACCUGCUGCUUCGCGUCAUCUUCACCGUGUUUGGGGUGGAGUUCGCGUUCGGUGCCAUGCAGCUCGAUGCGGUGCUGGUUCCAUUGGCGCUGGUGGCGAUCUUCGUUGCCUCGACGGUGGCUAUCUACCAAACCGAUGUGAAACGGCUGCUGGCCUACUCCAGCGUGGCCCAAAUUGGCUACCUCGUUCUCGGGCUCAGCUUUGCUUCGAUCACCGGAAUUACGGCCUGCGUGGUGCACAUGUUCAACCACGCCAUGAUGAAGGGCACGUUGUUCCUGGUGAUGGGCUGCAUCGUAAUGCGGCUGGGCUCGGUUGACUUGGCUGACAUGAAGGGCCUGGGAAAGCGAAUGCCCUGGGUGAUGGCGUUGUUUGUGAUUGGUGGGCUGAACCUGAUCGGGGUGCCGCUGACGUCGGGGUUCAUCAGCAAGUGGUAUCUGAUCAAAGCGGCCUUGGAAAAAGAUAUGUGGUUCGUGGCGUUCGCCGCCCUGGUUAGUUCGCUGCUGGCGUUUGUUUACAUCCUUAGGGUCGUCGAAGUGGCCUACUUCCAACAGCCCGACGAAGGGGAAGACAGCGAGCCGGUGAAAGCCUUACCGCUAAGCAUGCUGGUACCGACCUCGAUUAUGGCCGGAGCCACGCUGGUGUUCGGCGUGUAUCCGGAACUGCCGGUUUCGGUGGCCCAACGAGCCGUAACGCUGAUGACCGGCGGUGCGCUGCUGGCGAUUGUGAUCACACUGCUGGGCCCGGCCGCCGCGGGCGAAGAGCCCCAGGUCGACCUGGUGAUGGCCCUGCCGAACCUGCCGAUCGGGUUCAAGCUCGAGCCGCUUGGAAUGUUGUUCUCGCUGGUGGCUUCGGGGCUGUGGAUCGUGACUUCGUUCUACUCCAUUGGCUACAUGCGCGGACACGGUGAGAAGAACCAAACACGGUUCUACACCUGCUUCGCCAUCGCGAUCGCUGCUGCCCAGGGAAUUGCGUUCGCGAGGAACGUGUUCACGCUGUUCAUCUUCUACGAAGUGCUCACGUUCAGCACUUUCCCGUUGGUUACGCACAAUGGCGACGCUGCCGCGAAACGGGCGGGGCGGAUCUACUUGGGCAUCCUCCUAUCAACUUCGGUGGCGUUUCUGCUACUGGCCACGAUUUGGACGUGGCAGAUUGCUGGCACCUUGGAGUUCACCCCUGGGGGAAUUUUGGGCGGGAAGGUCGAAGGCCCCAUGGUGGGGAUUUUGCUGGGGCUUUAUGCCUUUGGUUCGGGGAAGGCGGCCCUGAUGCCGUUUCACCGCUGGCUGCCGGCGGCGAUGGUCGCGCCCACACCGGUCAGCGCGUUGUUGCAUGCGGUGGCGGUGGUGAAGGCCGGCGUGUUUUCGAUCACCAAGAUCGUGGUCUACAUCUUCGGGCUCGAGCUGCUGCAAAAAUCGGGCAUGAACCUGUGGCUGUGCUACGUGGCGGCGUUCACGCUGCUGGCCGGCUCGUUGAUUGCCAUUACGAAAGACAAUUUGAAGGAGCGGUUGGCCUAUUCCACCAUCAGCCAGCUUUCUUACAUCGUGCUGGGAGCCGCCUUGGCGAACUCCUGGGGCGUGUUGGGGGCCGGAAUGCAUGUGGCGAUGCACGCGGUGGGCAAGAUCACAUUGUUCCUCUGCGCGGGUGCGAUUUAUGUGGCGACGCAUAAAACGCUGGUCAGUCAGCUCGACGGACUGGGACGACGGAUGCCCUUCACGAUGGGGGCGUUUGGUGUGGGGGCGAUCUGCGUGAUUGGCUUGCCACCGAUGGGCGGAUCGUGGAGCAAAUGGUUUCUGGCCUUGGGCGCCGCCGAGGCAGGGCAAGUGUGGCUCAUUGCGGCGCUGAUGAUCAGUACGCUGUUGAACAUCGCCUACUUGAUGCCGAUUGCAGCCCGGGCGUUCUUCGUGCCGACGGCCACUGCUCCCGACGAUCACUACGCCGAGGAGACUGGCGAGAGCGGGAUUCGGGAAGCGCCCAUCUUUUGUGUGGUACCGCUGUGCGUUACCGCAUUGGGUCGCGCCAUGAACGACCCCAGUUCCGAUUCCGAACAAGAUCGAGUGAACGGCGAGCCCAAGUGGUGGCUCGACGACCCGGCGAAUGUCACACGGGUUUGUUACGCCCUCUUCGGCGCGUGCGUGUUGACCCUGAUAGCGGGGCUGUUUGUGCAUCGCAUCAUUCUGAUGGCGGGAGCGCUGCUGCUUCCGUUUGUGCCCGGGCGAGGGCGGGGGGUCGCGCUGGUGUUGUUCGCAGCGCUGAGCCUGCUGCAGAUGCUGGGAAUGGAAGCCGGGGUGUGGUGCCAGAUCGAUGUGUUCGGCUACGAGCUAACGCUCGGUCGGGCCGACAAGCUGAGCAUGGCCUUUGGGUAUGUGUUCCACAUAGCCGCAUUGCUGGGGGCGAUCUAUGCGCUGCACGUGCGCGAUGGCGUACAGUGUGUGGCCGCAGGGAUUUAUGCCGGCUCGGCCAUUGGGGCAUUGUUUGCCGGCGACUUGGCAACGUUAUUCGUCUAUUGGGAAAUCACGGCCGUCUCGUCGGUGUUCUUGGUGUGGGCCAGCCGGACCGAGCAGUCUUACGCCGCGGGGAUGCGAUACCUGAUUAUUCAGGUGGGCUCGGGCGUGUUGCUGCUGGCGGGCUGCUUGAUGUACUACGCCGACACCGGAUCGCUGGCCUUCGAGCGGAUGACGCUCGAUGUCGAACGACCGGCCACGGUGCUGAUCUUUUUGGCCUUCGGCAUCAAAUGCGCGUUCCCGCUGCUGCAUAACUGGCUGCAAGAUGCUUAUCCCAAGGCCACUGUGACCGGCACGGUGUUCUUGAGCGCCUUCACGACGAAGCUGGCUAUUUACUCACUUGCCCGUGGGUUUCCCGGCACCUCGGAACUGAUUGUGCUGGGGGUGAUCAUGACGCUGUUCCCGAUCUUCUUUGCGGUGAUCGAGAACGAUCUGCGGAAGGUGCUGGCGUACAGCCUCAACAACCAGCUUGGCUUCAUGGUAGUGGGCGUGGGGAUCGGGACCGAGUUGGCGCUGAAUGGCACGGUGGCCCAUGCCUUUUGUCAUAUUCUCUACAAGUCGCUGCUGUUCAUGGCGAUGGGAGCCGUGCUGUUCCGCACCGGCACGAUCAAGGCCACACAGCUUGGUGGGCUGUACAAGUCGAUGCCGAUCACCACGGUGUGUUGCAUCAUUGGGGCGGCCUCGAUUGCGGGCUUCCCCUUGUUCAGCGGGUUCGUGAGCAAAUCGAUGAUUCUGACGUCGGCGGCGAACCAGCAUUACCUGUACAUCUGGUUGGGGCUGAUGGUGGCUUCGGCCGGUGUGAUGGAACACUCGGGAAUCAAGAUUCCGUUCUUCGCCUUCUUCGGGCACGACUCGGGGAUUCGCUGCGAAGAGGCCCCUCGUCACAUGCUGAUUGCGAUGAUUGCCACGGCGGCCUUCUGCGUGGUGUUGGGUUGCUACCCAGCCCCGCUAUACGCGUUGUUGCCUUACGAGGUUGAAUAUCAUCCCUACACCGGCGAGCACGUGGUGAUGCAGCUGCAGUUGCUGCUGUUUGCCGCGUUGUCGUUCGUCGUGCUGUUCCGUACGGGGAUUUACCCGCCGGAAGUGGCCUCGACGAACCUCGACUUCGACUGGUUCUAUCGCAAGCCGCUGCCGGCGGUGGUGGCCUUCACCUAUCGCGUGGUGGGGGCGACCCGUGCGGCUCUGGCCGGCGUGGGAGUGGCGAUUGUGAAGCGGUUGCUGGACGAGACACGCGUUGUUGUGGGCCCCAAGGGUAUGUUUGGUGGGCAUCUCACCACUGGAACAAUGGUGCUGUGGGAGCAGAAUCGUGGUCUGUCUGGGGUAGCCGCCUGCGACGAUGUGGUCAUUGCCAAACGAAGGGAUUGUGACGAGCGGCGGAAAAGCCAUAUCAGCCCAGCUAAUCACGAACGACCCAAGAGAUUCCGAAACACCGGCCAGGGGGACCCCAAGAUGAAACGAUUCACGAAAAUUGCAGCCGCUGCGGUGGUGGUGUGCGGUGCGAUGAUGUUCGCCACGACCCAAGAAGCUGAAGCUGGCGGACGAAUCGUGUAUUCGUACCCGCCGCCGUUCUACGUGGCCCCGCCCGUGGUUGUUGCCCCACCGGUUGUGGUGGCUCGCCCAGUGGUAGUUCCGCCAGUCGUGCGUCCGCGAGUGAUCUAUCGCCGCCCAUUCGUACGACCGUUCGGCCCUCGCGUCUACUUCUAUUAA
This is a messenger RNA of Cladocopium goreaui, 6630 nucleotides long. The record is from the annotation of a GenBank genome assembly. NCBI's taxonomy places the organism in Eukaryota, Dinophyceae, Suessiales, Symbiodiniaceae.